Molecule: messenger RNA, 618 nt
Organism: Nestor notabilis (Kea)
Lineage: Eukaryota; Metazoa; Chordata; Aves; Psittaciformes; Psittacidae
Gene: TNFRSF13C
Product: tumor necrosis factor receptor superfamily, member 13C
Exons: 3
Coding region: 1-618 (205 amino acids)
Biological process (GO): positive regulation of T cell proliferation; tumor necrosis factor-mediated signaling pathway; T cell costimulation
Cellular component (GO): external side of plasma membrane
Molecular function (GO): signaling receptor activity
Source: RefSeq, a predicted model, not a curated record
AUGUCCUCCUCAGGAAAAGCCGUCUCUGCCUCCUCCUGCCUCUCCUCCCAGUGCUUCGACCUCCUGACCAGGUCCUGCGUCAAGUGCUCCGACCUGUUCAAGGAAAACACAACAGAGCCCACCCAUGUGGUGCUCACCUCAGCCCUGGAGCCCACUCUCCCCGCGACAGACCUGCCCAGCACCUUCCUCACCUUCGGGGUCGUGGCAGCAGUGGUGUUCGUCCUGGUCCUGACCACCCUCUUGGGCUUCCUGGUCUGCAAGCUGGGGAAGUGGAGGAGGAAGAGGAAGGCAGCAGAUGAAGAGGCCCAAGCAAACGUGAAAGCCACCAGCCCACUGCCCAUCCCAGGCUGUCAGGACCCUGCCGUGAUGGAGGGAGAUGCCACCCUGGCCCCGGUCCCAUGCGAACAUCUCAAUGGAGGCCUGAAGAUGCUGAGACCACCCGGCAAAGCGGGGGCAAAGCGGAGGCCAUGCUACCAGGGUGAUGCCGAUGGCGACAUCAUCCUGCUCUCCACCGUGUACCCCCGGCACGAGGAAUGCAACCACGGCUUCCCGCUGCCUGCCACAGAGUUGGGGGCCACAGCCCUAGUCACCACCAAGACCACCCAGAACUGUGCCUGA